Molecule: messenger RNA, 2515 nt
Organism: Chara braunii
Lineage: Eukaryota; Viridiplantae; Streptophyta; Charophyceae; Charales; Characeae
Source: the annotation of a GenBank genome assembly
GUUAGAGACGAAGGGUGGCACAACCACACACCCCUAUACGCUUGAAGAAGAGGCCAAGGCCGCCGCCAUCCUGAAAGAGCGAAGGGAGAAGAAGGAGGCCAAGAAGAAGGCCCUACAGGAGGAGCAGGCGGCAAGUUGAAGAAGAUAGAGGAGGAGAUGGCCAGAUAGAAGGAGAGGUUGAAGAAAGAAGAAGAAGCGAAGUUGAAGGAGGUGGAAGAAGAAGAGGAGGAAGAUGAUCAACCACUGGAAAGGAGAAGAGAACACCGAGGGCAGUACAGUGGCAGUAAGAGUGAGGAAAUGGAGAAGAGGAUCUCAUAAUGGGUCGCCAACUUAUCCUUGGGGGAAGAGGAAGAGGUAGCCAUGUACAUCCCCAAGGAUGACCAGGAAGCCGCUAUGAAGGAGUCGGAAGCAGAAGGAGAUGUUUUGAAGCGGCAGGCAAUGGAGGAUGAGAAGAGGAUGGAAUGGAAGUUAAGAAUGAUGAGGGAGAAGAAGAAGAGGGUGGAUGCAGGGAGUGAAGCGGUCAAAGAUCUGGAGGAGGUGCAAAGACUGACUCUACGAUUGACCCCCCAGGAAGAACAAUAUGAGUUUAGUCGAAGUCAGGAUAUGGCCGUGCGCUCGAUGCGAAUGGAAUUUCGGGACUUUGCUCGCGAACUGGUAGGCGUAGUAGGAGCCGAGGUGAACCAUCGCCUCGAGAAGAUUGAACACUUCUGCGUCGGUGCCAUUGAAGGUGUCAAGGCGGCAGCUCCCAAGGAGGAGGAGGCACGUCCUCACAGGGAGCCAGUCAAAGUCAUGUUCCCUGAUUCCUACAGUGGAAAAAGGGAAGAAAACUUUGAAAAUUGGGAGGCCAACGUCAAGACCUAUGUGCAUCUGCAACAGGUCUCCCCAGAUCAGCACGUGUUGAUUGCGAUUCAUGCGCUUAGAGAUGAAGCUGCCAUUUUCGCGAGGUCCCUCGUCCGCGCUGGCAACUGCAAUGAAGAUGCAGCUGCGUACUCCACAUUCACCCCCCUCGUUGAGUUUAUGAAAUUGCUGCGCGAGUGGUUCGCUGAUGUUGCUCGUAGUGCGUAUUUCCGCCUAGAGAAGAAUGGGAAAGUGGAGAAGGUUCUCCACUCCCUGACUCUCCUCGUAGAAGACAGCCUCCCAUUCGAUAUCGUCCUGGGAAUGGAUUGGGGAGAGGCGGCCGGGGCCACACUCCAUUUAAAGGAGCACGAGUGUAGGCUCCCUAGCCCUUCAGACGAGGCUAAGACUGCCUGCCUGUUUCAUGUGUCAGGAGUAGAGAACCCCCUGGCACAUUGCUGCCUUAGUGCUCCUGCGUUCGCAAGAUUAGUGAAAAAGGAGCAACUGGAGGAACAAGUCUUUGUUGCCUAUGUUAGGCCAGAUACUGAGCCUACAGAAGAGAAGCCUAUAGACCCUGCGAUUGCCAAGCGGCUGGAGGAGUUCAAAGAUUUAACUGAGCCGCCGAUAGGAGUAGUGUCGCGACCUAUCCAGCAUCGCAUCGAAAUUGAGCCUGGCAGUAGAACUCCCAAAGGAGCUGUGUAUCGAAUGUCCCCGCGGGAGUUAGAGGAGCUUCGCAAACAGUUGGACGAGCUCCAUGAGAAGGGUUGGAUUAGGCCCAGAUCGUCUCCUUUUGGAGCACCUGUCCUCUUUUUCCCCAAGAAGGAGGGAGAGUUGAGGAUGCGUAUAGACUACAGGGGUCUGAACGUUAUAACAGUAAAGAAUGCUGAGCCACUGCCUAGGAUAGACGAUCUCCUAGAUCGAGUGCAGGGGGCGAAGUACUUCUCCAAGAUAGAUUUAAAGUCCAGAUACCAUCAGAUAGAGGUGCACCCUGAUGAUCAGUACAAGACAACUUUCCGGACUAGAUAUGGGCGCUACGACAAGACCCUCCAACACCACCAGGGUCAUCUCAAGCAGGUCUUGAAGAAGCUUAGAGAAGCUAACUUCAAGAUCAAUGCAAAGAAGUGCGAUUGGGCGAAGACCCAAGUCUUAUAUCUAGGCCACGUCUUAGACGGAGACGGCGUUAAACCAGAAGAUUGUAAAAUCGCAGCGAUUAGAGAUUGGCCUACGCCACGCACACUGACAGAGUUGCGAUCGUUUUUGGGCUUAGCUAACUACUAUAGGAAGUUCGUGAGGAACUUCUCCACUAUCGCUGCGCCCCUUCGCAGAUUGCUGAGGAAGGAAACCAUCUGGAAGUGGGAUAAGGACUGCACAUCUGCUAUGAAGAAGCUGAAGCAGGCACUAAUAGAAUAUCCAGUCCUUAAGGUAGCCGAUCCGUCCUUGCCCGUCACUACGGAUGCUAGCCUAUACGACAUAGGUGCGGUGUUGCAGCAAAACGAUGGCAAUGGUUAUAGACCCGUAGAGUUCAUGUCUGCUAGGAUGCCUUCAGAGAAGGUUGCGACAUCUACCUAUGAGAGGGAACUCUACACUCUCAGGCAAGAAUUAUAACACUGGAAGCAUUACUUGCUUGGGAGGCACUUCAAUGUCUAUUCUGACCACGAGACAUUGCGAUGGUUAAAGACGC